Prorocentrum cordatum is the source of this 174-nucleotide messenger RNA. Lineage: Eukaryota; Dinophyceae; Prorocentrales; Prorocentraceae. The record is from the annotation of a GenBank genome assembly.
GCAGUGCUUGGCAACACGCUCAAGUUGCGGAUGCCCGUGGCGGCCGAGUUCGUGGCGCUCCUGAUCGACAGCGGCUCGCCACGGCAAGCAGAGCCUGCGCGUCGCGUCGCCGGCAGGGCUGGGGUGAGGGAGGAGCGCAUCUCGGCGCCAGCGGAGAAGCCGCUGCCCGAGACG